Molecule: messenger RNA, 2381 nt
Organism: Photinus pyralis (common eastern firefly)
Lineage: Eukaryota; Metazoa; Arthropoda; Insecta; Coleoptera; Lampyridae
Product: collagenase 3-like
Exons: 1
Coding region: 765-2381 (538 amino acids)
Biological process (GO): extracellular matrix organization; collagen catabolic process; proteolysis
Cellular component (GO): extracellular matrix
Molecular function (GO): metalloendopeptidase activity; zinc ion binding
Source: RefSeq, a predicted model, not a curated record
UUGGUCCUAUGCUCACAGAGAAGCAAGAAAGGGCCAGUGGGAAACUGUCGCAUUAGAUAGGUACCGCUUCAAAUGUAAAAUAGAACGCAUUGCAGCUGUUUUGGAACCCAUAUUAUGUAAUCGUAUUAAGAUGUAUCAAUUGCAAUAAAGUAAAAAUGAUUGAAUUUGGUUGUUUUAUUUAAAAAAUUACUGAAUUACAUGAGUAUUAUAAAUAUAAUAAACGUUAGAUAAAGCGCAACAACAAAGUGAUCGUACAUGAUAGUAGCAACAUGCUUCUAAUUUAGGUAGAGCUGGUUCUUCUUCCACCUCGGUGACAUUUUGCGAUAGAGUUUUUCGAAUGAAAUCGGCUUUUUCUUUUCCUUUAACGUAUAUUUGGUCUGAUGAUGAUAUUAACUGGCGAAGUAUAAUUGGAAACAUGUAGGAUGGCGUAUGACCGUGCUCCCAUUUAAUUCCGUGAUGGUUAUGAAUUAGCCAGGUAGCUUGACGUUGUAAAUCGGUAGAUAAGCUAUUCCACGGAAAUGGAGGCUUGAACAUAAAAUGAGCAACCUGCUUGCCAUUAUAAAUUGCCAGUUCUUUUGGUAUAAAUACGUUUCUUGAUGUUUUAAAUCCUUGUACAUCGAUUACAGUCUGCACCAUUCUGUCGUUGACAGAAGAUUAAGUAUUUAUAGCCUAAUUUUUAAUUCAUUUCAAUAUAUAUCCCCCCACUACCACAUCCUUAUUAGUCCUCCAAAAGAAACUUUUGAAUCAGUAUAGAUUUUACAAUCAUGCAAGCUGCAGUUGUCGUACUGAGCUGGUUUUUCUGUAUUAGUGCUAAUGCUGCUGCUGCUGCGGAUAAUGUCGACGAGAGCGAUACAAUCAGUGAGCGUGAAAUCGAUAUGGCAUAUAGUCAUCUCACCAAAUAUGGAUAUAUAAAGGAGCCUGGUGAAGGUGAAUCAACUCAAGAUAAUCGUACAAAUAUCACCGUUAACGCUUUAAAGAAAUUUCAAGAACUCUAUAAACUACCUAGUGAUGGCAGAUUAAAUGCCGAAACAUUACAACUCAUGUCUCGACCUAGAUGCGGAAAUAUUGAUGACCCAGCAGCGUAUAUGACUCAUCGGUAUAAAUGGACAAAACAGACUUUGAUUUACUAUAUUUCCAAUAUGCAUGACCUGCACAUUUUACAGAUGACGGAUAAAGCAUUUCAAGUUUGGGCGAACCACACAAAUUUGAAAUUCAAAUAUAGCUCAAGGAACCCAGACAUAUUAAUAUCAUUUCAUACCCGAAAGCAUGAGUUCGCUUCACCACCAUAUCCGCAAUGUGCAUUCGAGUUUGAUGGAUUGGGCAAUGUAUUAGCCCAUGCAUACUUUCCCUCCAGAGAUCAGAAUGUUGUUGAAAUGCAUAUAGAUUGGGAAGAACGCUGGCAUGUAGCAGAUGCAAAUGCACCUCCUCCCGGUUAUUCUAGUUAUUUCCAAGUUGUAUUACAUGAAAUAGGCCAUACUCUCGGAUUACACCAUUCGAGCGAUGAAAAUGCACUCAUGUUUCCUUAUUACAAUUAUUCAAAUAUGAACACGCUACAUGAGGAUGAUAUAGCCGGAAUCCGAGCACUAUAUUCUAUUGAUGCUGCUGCUGCUGCCACCCCUUCACCAGAGAAUAAAACUUAUCAUCUUUCAACGCGUAUUAAGACAACUACACCUACUCUCAAGACUACUCGCAAGACCAUUAAACCACCUGACCUGUGUACCAUUCAAAUCGAACACUUUUUGAUUCUAAACAAACGACUUUAUAUGUUUUAUGAACAUUGGGUUUGGAUAUCGGCGUUAAACAGCAGCAAAGUGGAACCUGCCAAGAAUCUGCUUGAGUGGUUAACGUUUCUUCCGGCAUCUUUUAAACGUUUGGAAGCGGUAUAUCAAAAGCCUAACGGCAAUGCUGUCUUCUUUAGUGGCGGUCGCAUAUACAUAGUGCAAUUCCCUAGUCUGCAACUGCUACCAGGAUGGCCUCAGCCUUAUAGCCACUUCACAAUUCCCAACAGCCAUAAAGUGAAUGCUGCAGUUAACACCUAUACCGGACGCACGCUUAUUUAUCAUGGUACAAAUGAACUGCUAGAUUUGGAUGAUUGUAGUAAUCGACCUAAAAAUCGCUUAAUAUAUGCGGAAACCUUUCCAGAUAUUCCGGUUAAGAUAACUUCUAUAUUUAAAUACAUGGAUGGAUACCUAUACUUUAUCACCGGAAAUAAAUUUCAUAAAUAUAGUGAAUAUACAGGUCGUGUAAUUCACUCAGGCGACAUUGAUCUAUCCUUAUUCAAUAUUCAUUGUGCUAAUAAAGGCGUAUUGGAGCAAUUAUAUAAUGUAUUAGCUAAACUUUUAAAGUUUGAUAAACAAAUUGAAUUGUAUAUGCGGCAUUAG